AUGAGGUUGAACCUAGCCAAAUGUAGCUUUGAAGUAGGGGCUGGGAAGUUUUUGGGGUUCAUGCUGACGACUCGGGGAAUAAAAGCCAAUGCGAAUAAAUGCACUGCCAUCCUGUACAUGAAAAGCCUAACGAGCCUGAAGGAUGUUCAGAGGCUAGUGGGUAGGAUGACAACGCUUUCCCAAUUCAUCCCCAAGUUGGUCGAGCGUAUCCGACUGGUGUUGAAGAAAAUGAAGAAGGGAUCGGUGGAUAAGUGGGAUGCAGAUUGUGAGAAGGCUUUUGAAGAGGUGAAGGCAGUGUUAACCCACUCCCUGGUCAUGAACCGACCAGCAGAUGGAAAAGAUUUGCAAAUCUAUUUGGGGGGUGUCAGACGAGGCCAUCAGCGUCGUACUAUUGCAAGAAAAGCUAGAACCAAGACUUAUCUACUUCAUAAGUCGGGUCCUCCAAAACGUUGA
This is a messenger RNA of Vigna radiata var. radiata (mung bean), 453 nucleotides long. RefSeq lists its product as uncharacterized. The transcript has a single exon. Lineage: Eukaryota; Viridiplantae; Streptophyta; Magnoliopsida; Fabales; Fabaceae. The record is from RefSeq and is a predicted model, not a curated record. Bases 1 to 453 code for a protein of 150 amino acids.